AGUACUUCCAAUGGAAAGUAUCCAAAACACCUUGGCUAAAGUUCCCAUGCAAAGAUUCUGGAAAUCUGCCACCCAUAUAGGUGGCGCUGUUUACGUUUGCCAUUUUCUGCAUCACGCUACCUACUCAUUUUACAGACUUUAAAAAAAAAAGGAGCAGCACAGGAGUGUCUUCAUGUGAAUCCAGCUGCUCACCUUCAAAGUCCACAUUGAGUCAAAGUCCAUUUAUUGCACACCAUUGAAGAAAGGGUUUACCACCUACAACUUGGACUUUGCCAUAGCAAGUUGUAUAAACAUAGAUGGGAACAAAUUCAUUGAUGACCAGCUGAGAGCAGUGACACAAACAGGGUCCUGUUAAGAGAGACUUUCAAAAUCCCCGAGGCAUAAAAGACUAUCUGAGAGUGCGUGCGGACUUCCCACAUGGAGGCCAACGAUCCCGGCAGUGUGCAAUACAAUCGGUGGAAUGAGGACAACAUCAACAUGAACGUGGCGGCGUCACUGCCUCCCAUGACCAGGCUCUACAACAGAACAUGCACUGGCAAGACUGGCAUCGUGGUGAAGGCAGCCGGAGCACUGGUCGCAUUUAUGUUUGUCUUCAUCAUGGGAUACUUGACAGGAUACUACGUCCAUAAAUGUGAAGUCCUUUGAGACUCGUCUGUGAUUUAGGGCUAUAUAAAUAAAAUUGACUUGAUAAAUGCUGAUGGAGCCCAAUAAUACGAAAGAGUUGGAGAGCUGUAUAUCUGUAUUUUCCACAAAACAAUGACAAUCGCAAAGCACAAUAAAUCUGACAUGAAUAAGGAAAGCUCUUGGUAUUCCAACUGUCUAGAGGUUCAUCUGUACAACUGUGCCAAUCACAUAGAAGAAUCUAAAGUUUGCAAGAUAAAAAAACAAGCAUGUGACAACAAUAAUAAAAACAAUGGCACUGCAAAUGUAACAUGCUCAAUUUCCAAACUCACGACUGACUUCAUGAUAUUACACCAAUGGGAUAUGAUCUACUUUCAUUUAAUCUGUUUAAAAUCAUAAAUCAUGGAUCACAAAUUGUAAACUUGUUGCCAUUCAUACAACAUUUUAUACUUUAUGACAUUUAUGUUUGGUAGUGUGCUGUGAGAUUUUCAUUCUAUGUCAAAUGAAAGCCUCGGCUGAAUAAAGUUUACCGUUAAAUGA
Messenger RNA from Syngnathus acus (greater pipefish), 1161 nucleotides. RefSeq names its product small integral membrane protein 1 (gene smim1). The record is from RefSeq and is a predicted model, not a curated record. The transcript is spliced from 3 exons. Lineage: Eukaryota; Metazoa; Chordata; Actinopteri; Syngnathiformes; Syngnathidae. Bases 418 to 645 code for a protein of 75 amino acids.